GGUGCAGUGCUCCCGCCUGCAGCUCCCACUCUCACUCUCAGCCGGCAGAGCAAACAGCAUGGACUCAUAGAGCAGAAACUCCUUAAAACAACUUCAGCAACACGGAGGAUCAAACAGCUGCCUGAUGGACCCAGAGGUUUAAUCAGAAGGGAUUUUAAUGCAGCUGUAACAGAGACACAGCAAUCAUGCCUUCACACCGCAGGGGAAGGAGUCUCUCCGACGCCCUGACCCUGGAGCAGUCGGAGGAGGGAGGGCUCAUUGUUUCCAGCAUCAACGACAGCGCCUCAGCCAAUCAGGGGCUGAGGAAAGGGGAUGAGAUUUUGGGAGGCACAAUCAAUUUCGAUCAGUUAUCAAAAACGGAGGUGUUAGAAGUGUUGGAGCUGAUGAAGCCGUACGAUGAGUUCCAAGUACUCACCAGGAACAAAAUGAGCAAGAGCGUCGGAAACCUGGACCAGAUAACAAAGAGUCCUGAGACGAUGCUGAAUGAUUCUUACAACAAACUCUACAACAACAAAAUCAAGAAGUUCAUGAAGAGUGAGGAGGAGCUAAGCGCCAAGCCAACUGAUCCAGGUUCGUCUAAGGUGGGGUUGCCUCGCCUUGGAGUUGACUUUGGACUUAUGAAACCCAAGCCUCUGAUCACAGACAUUGAUGAUGAUUCAGAAUCUGAUGAAGGUGGAGAAUUAACAUACAACAGCAAUCUGAACCUUCCACCGCUGGGUUUUGGAUCCAAUGGGACAACUAUAAGUGGAGCUCAGGUACCAAGACUGAAAGUUGAUGCUAGAGGUCCACAGUUUAACGCUCAAGGCUUCAAUGUGUCUGGAUCAUUACCAGAGGGUCGAAAUCCUACAGCUGGUAUACAACUUCCAAGAAAUGGACAUUUUAGAUCUCCAGAAAUGGGAAUGGACUUAAAGGGUUUAGAUGCUAGUGCCCCUGACAUAGGGACUAACCAUGGAGGGGGAACAAUCACGGGUCCAUCCCUUGACUUUGAUUCUCCCAAAGUGGGCUUUGAAGGACCAAACAGAAUGCCAAAAUUCAAACUGCCAGACCUGGGGCUAUCUGGACCCUCUUUUAGUAGCUCAGAAGGUGAGGUCAACACACCAGAUAUAGGAACCUCAGGUAAGCUGGGACUCAGGUAUUCCAAGAGACACAAAUACCCAGAUCUAAAUGUUGACAAUCCUUCUGGUUAUCUAGAGUCACCCAAGCUGAGGCUGUCUGGAAGACCUACUGACUUAGACCUAGAAAUGCCAGGUGUAGAUGCGUCACAACUUGAUGUACAUGGGCCAGACAUUGACAUGCCUUCAGGUAAAGUCAAAGUUCCAUUUAAGAAACCAAAGAUGAAUCUGAGAUCUUCAGAUUUGGAUGUGGAUGCUCCCUCAGGCAAGGUUAAAAAGCCAAGAUUUAAGGUAUUUGGGACAUUGCCAAAGAAUAAAGAUGUGGAUCUGAAUGCAGGGAUGAAAACACCCGAACUAGCUCUGAGAUCACCAAAGCUAAAAGGCAUCGAUGCACCUGAUGUGAGUGUACCAAAAAUGGAUCUUAGAGCUCCAAAUUUGGACCUCGACUCUCCAGAUUUUGACAUUGGUUCCCCCAAGGGGAAAUUCUCAAUGCCAAAGUUUAACAUGCCCAGCUUAGACUUUUCAGGUCCAAAAGGAGGAUUUGAUGCAUCUCUAGACAGACCAGACCUGCCAUCAGGUAAUCUUGAUCUAAAUGUGUCUAAGCCAGACAUUGAUGCACCUUCACUUGAUCUGAAAGGUCCAAGGUCAAAUCUGAAAAUGCCUGAUAUUGGAAGUCCAAGUUUUAAUAUGCCAGAUUUUGGAUUGUCAGGACCAAAGCUAAAAGGGCCUGAUGGUAAACUAAGGACUCCUGACUUUGAUCUCACAGCCCCUACAUUUAAGGGCGCUAUUGGCUCUCCAGAUUUGAAUUUGCCCAAGAUGGACCUUAAUAAACCUAAACUAGAUCUUUCUGGCCCAGACGUCGACUUUGAUAUGCCCUCGGGUAAAUUCAAAGUACCAGCAAUGAAGAAACCAAAUAUUAACUUGAAUGCUCCUGACAUGCAUAUUAAUGCUCCCAAGUUUGAUAUGAACACUCCAGAUGUCAACAUCGGUUCACCCAAAGCAAAUUUAAAUAUGCCAAAAUUUAAGAUGCCCAAAUUUGGUCUUCCAAGCCUGAAAGGACCUGAGAUCGAUGGCAAUUUUGAUGGUCCAGACUUCGAUAUCAAUGCACCUAAUAUCAAUCUUAAAGGUCCAAAAGCUGAACUGAAAACACCUGAUAUGGAUAUAUCUGGUCCUAACCUUCGUGGUGGCUUUAAUGCACCAGACUUAAACAUGCCAAAGGUUGACCUUAACACCCCGAAACUGAACUUUGACAUGCCAUCAGGUAAACUGAAAAUGCCAGAGCUUCAUGCUCCAGACUGGGAUGUAAAUGCUCCCUCAGGCAAAAUGAAAAUGCCUAAAUUCAAUCUUUCAGGUACACUACCAAAGGGACCAAAUCUGGACAUUGACACUGAUCUGAAUGCUCCAAAGAUAAAGGGUGGAUUUGAUGCUCCUGACUUGAACUUACCAAAAAUGAACCUUAAAGCUCCCAAGUUAGAUGUAAAUACACCAGAUGUAAACAUUGGUUCACCCAAAGCAAAAUUUAAAAUGCCCAAAUUCAAAAUGCCCAAAUUUGGUAAACCAAGCCUCAAAGGACCUGAGAUUGGCGGAAACUUUGAUGGCCCAGAUCUUGAUGUUAAUGUACCCAAUGUCAACCUCAAAGGUCCUAGAGCUGACAUGGAAAUGCCAGAUGUGGAUAUAUCUGGUCCAUCUGGAAAAUUCAAAAUGCCACAUUUUAACAUGCCAAAUGUUGGGCUAUCUGGUCCAAAAAUAGAUGGCCCUAACCUGGACCUGAAAACACCUGAUCUAGACAUAUCUGGCCCUAACUUCAGUGGUGGUUUAAAUGCACCAGACAUUAACAUGCCCAAGGUUGAUCUUAAAACCCCCAAACUGGACUUCAACAGCCCAAAGUUGAACUUAGACAUGCCAUCAGGUAAACUGAAAAUGCCAGAGCUUCAUGCUCCGGACUGGGACAUAAAUGCCCCCUCCGGCAAAAUGAAAAUGCCUAAAUUCAAUCUUUCGGGAACCCUACCAAAGGGACCAAAUAUGGACAUUGACACUGACUUGGGUUCACCAGAUCUGAGUCUGAAUGCACCAAAGAUAAAGGGUGGAUUUAGUGCUCCUGACUUGGACUUACCAGACAUGAACCUUAAAGCUCCCAAGUUAAAUGUAAAAACUCCAGAUUUCAACAUUGGUUCACCGAAAACUAAAUUUAAAAUGCCCAAAUUGAAAAUGCCUAAAUUAAAUUUUCCAGGCAUAAAGGGACCUGAAAUUGACGGAAACUUAGAUGGCCCAGACAUCGACUUGAAUGCACCCAAUGUCAACCUCAAAGGUCCUAAAGGUGAUAUGGAAAUGCCAGAUCUUGAUAUAUCUGGGAAAUUCAAAAAGGCCAAUUUUAACAUGCCUGAUUUUGGUCUUUCUGGUCCAAAAAUAGAUGGCCCUAAUCUGGACCUGAAAACACCUGAUCUUGAUAUAUCUGGUCCAUCUGGGAAAUUCAAAAAGCCAAAUUUUAACAUGCCUAAUUUUGGUCUUUCUGGUCCAAAAAUAGAUGGCCCUAACCUGGACCUGAAGACACCUGAUCUAGACAUAUCUGGUCCUAACUUCAGUGGUGGUUUAAAUGCACCAGACAUUAACAUGCCCAAGGUUGAUCUUAAAGCCCCCAAACUGGACUUCAACAGCCCAAAGUUGAACUUAGACAUGCCAUCAGGUAAACUGAAAAUGCCGGAGCUUCAUGCUCCAGACUGGGACAUAAAUGCCCCCUCCGGCAAAUUCAAAAUGCCUAAAUUAAAUUUUCCAGGCAUAAAGGGACCUGAAUUUGACGGAAACUUGGAUGGCCCAGACAUCGACUUGAAUGCACCCAAUGUCAACCUCAAAGGUCCUAAAGGUGAUAUGGAAAUGCCAGAUCUUGAUAUAUCUGGGAAAUUCAAAAAGCCCAAUUUUAACAUGCCUAAUUUUGGUCUUUCUGGUCCAAAAAUAGAUGGCCCUAACCUGGACCUGAAAACACCUGAUCUAGACAUAUCUGGCCCUAACUUCAGUGGUGGUUUAAAUGCACCAGACAUUAACAUGCCCAAGGUUGAUCUUAAAACCCCCAAACUGGACUUCAACAGCCCAAAGUUGAACUUAGACAUGCCAUCAGGUAAACUGAAAAUGCCAGAGCUUCAUGCUCCGGACUGGGACAUAAAUGCCCCCUCCGGCAAAAUGAAAAUGCCUAAAUUCAAUCUUUCGGGAACCCUACCAAAGGGACCAAAUAUGGACAUUGACACUGACUUGGGUUCACCAGAUCUGAGUCUGAAUGCACCAAAGAUAAAGGGUGGAUUUAGUGCUCCUGACUUGGACUUACCAGACAUGAACCUUAAAGCUCCCAAGUUAAAUGUAAAAACUCCAGAUUUCAACAUUGGUUCACCGAAAACUAAAUUUAAAAUGCCUAAAUUGAAAAUGCCUAAAUUAAAUUUUCCAGGCGUAAAGGGACCUGAAAUUGACGGAAACUUAGAUGGCCCAGACAUCGACUUGAAUGCACCCAAUGUCAACCUCAAAGGUCCUAAAGGUGAUAUGGAAAUGCCAGAUCUUGAUAUAUCUGGGAAAUUCAAAAAGGUCAAUUUUAACAUGCCUGAUUUUGGUCUUUCUGGUCCAAAAAUAGAUGGCCCUAACCUGGACCUGAAAACACCUGAUCUUGAUAUAUCUGGUCCAUCUGGGAAAUUCAAAAAGCCCAAUUUUAACAUGCCUAAUUUUGGUCUUUCUGGUCCAAAAAUAGAUGGCCCUAACCUGGACCUGAAGACACCUGAUCUAGACAUAUCUGGCCCUAACUUCAGUGGUGGUUUAAAUGCACCAGACAUUAACAUGCCCAAGGUUGAUCUUAAAACCCCCAAACUGGACUUCAACAGCCCAAAGUUGAACUUAGACAUGCCAUCAGGUAAACUGAAAAUGCCAGAGCUUCAUGCUCCGGACUGGGACAUAAAUGCCCCCUCCGGCAAAAUGAAAAUGCCUAAAUUCAAUCUUUCGGGAACCCUACCAAAGGGACCAAAUAUGGACAUUGACACUGACUUGGGUUCACCAGAUCUGAGUCUGAAUGCACCAAAGAUAAAGGGUGGAUUUAGUGCUCCUGACUUGGACUUACCAAACAUGAACCUUAAGGCUCCCAAAGCUAAAUUUAAAAUGCCCAAAUUCAAAAUGCCUAAAUUUGGUAAACCAAGCCUCAAAGGACCUGAGAUUGGCGGAAACUUUGAUGGCCCAGAUCUUGAUAUUAAUGUACCCAAUGUCAACCUCAAAGGUCCUAAAGCUGACAUGGAAAUGCCAGAUCUCGAUAUAUCUGGUCCAUCUGGGAAAUUCAAAAAGCCACAUUUUAACAUGCCAAAUGUUGGGCUUUCUGGUCCAAAGUUGGAUGGCCCUAACCUGGGCCUGAAAACACCUGAUCUUGAUAUAUCUGGUCCUAACUUCAGUGGAGGUUUAAAUGCACCAGACAUGAACAUGCCCAAGAUUGACUUCAACACCCCAAAACUGAACAUGCCAUCAGGUAAACUGAAAAUGCCAGAGCUAAAUUCUCCAGACUGGGACAUUAGUGCUCCCUCCGGCAAAAUGAAAAUGCCUAAAUUCGAUCUUUCAGGCAAAUUACCAAAAGGACCAAAUAUGGACUUUAAAGCUCCCAAAAUAGACAUGAACACUCCAGAUAUCAACAUUGGUUCACCUAAAGCAAAGCUGAAAAUGCCCAAAUUAAAAAUGCCUAAAGUGAACCUACCAAGCCUACAAGGACCUGAUAUUGAUGGAAACUUUGAUGGUCCAGACAUUGAUAUCAAUGCACCAGAUGUCAACCUAAAAGCGCCCAAAACUGACUUUGAAAUGCCGGAUGUUGGUUUUGGGAGCCCAUCUGGACAUUUCAAAAAGCCACAUUUGAAAAUGCCCGAUGUGGGAUUUUCCAGUCGAGAGUUCGAUGGCCCAGACUUCGACUUUGAAUCACCAGAUCUUAAUGCCAGAUUACCAAAGGUUCCAAAUUUGAACAUAAAUUCAGGCCUAAAAACACCAGAUCUUAAUCUCAAAUCUCCAAAAUUGAAAGGUGGAAUCAAUGUCCCCAAAUUCGGAUUGCCAAACAUGGACCUUAAGGCUCCAAAGUUUGAUAUGGACACUCCAGAUCUCAACAUUGAUGCAAAGUUCAAAACGCCCCAAAUCAAGAUGCCAAAGGGCCCCAAUGUUGACAUAAACGGAGGCAUACCUGACCUGAAUAUCCCAAAUGUCAGCGGUCCAAAUGGAACAUUUAAAAUGCCAAGUUUAAACACACCAGACAUGAAUCUUUCAGGACCUAAACUGAAAGGCCCUGGUAUUAAUAUGCCAGACUUAAAUCUGCCUGAUACCAGUUUCAAUGCAAUGCGUCCUGAUCUAGGAAUAGAUGGUAACAUAGGCCGACCUGACAUGAACUUCAAUGCCCCGAAUUUCAAAGGAAGACUAAGUGGCCCAGACGUUGACAUGAACAUGCCCUCAGGAAACAUCCAGGGUCCUCAGACUGAUUUUGAUAUGGAAGGCAGAAAAUUCAAACUUCCUUCUUUCAAGCUGCCUCAGUUUGGAGGUCCAGAUCUUAAUAGGGAAGGGUGCGAUAUUGACUUUGAUGCAUCUCUGAGAUCCCCCCUGAAUACAAAAAUGAACAUGAAACCACAACAGUUGAUUGGGGAUUUCACAGGCCCAAAUGUUAGCUCCCCAAACAUGCCGAAAGUGGCAAUGCGGAAUCCCCAAAUGCAUCUCAAAUCUCCAGAUUUUAACAUGGAUGAUCCUUCGCUAAAUUUUGGAGGACCUUCUAAUAUGAAUCUCAGAUCAGAAAUCCCAGACAUGAGAAUGCCUGCACUGGAUAUAGAUGGAGAUGUCAGACUUCAUCACAAUGAUAGACAGCUCCCGAGGACCCAAGUUAGGUCCAGCUUCCCUAUGGUGGACGCUGGUUUUAACCCCCAGUUUGAUUACAAUCGUUCAGAUCUCAACAUUGAUGAUUUCACGGGAAAAGAUCAUGUACUUAGAGCCAGAGGUUCGAGAUUGGACGGCCAGACACAAGGCAACCAUGGACAGGCAAUGUUCCCGUCAGGUAUUAAUCUUGACAUGAGGGACCCCAGACAAACCAGAAGAGUUCCUUCUGGUGACAUUCAAAUACAUACAAGGCCUAGAUCAAUGCAGCAGGUACCUAACACACAUAUGCCACAGUUCUCUCAGGAUCCAAGGUCAAUGCAACAGGUACCUAACGCACAUAUGCCACAGUUCUCUCAGGAUCCAAGGUCAAUGCAACAGGUAGCUAACGCACAUAUGCCACAGUUCUCUCAGGAUCCAAGGUCAAUGCAACAGUUACCUAACGCACGUAUGCCACAGUUCUCUCAGGAUCCAAGAUCAAUGCAACAGGUAGUUAAUGCACGUAUGCCACAGUUCUCUCAGGACCCAAGAUCAAUGCAACAGUUACCUAAUGCACGUAUGCCACAGUUCUCUCAGGACCCAAGAUCAAUGCAACAGGUAGCUAAUGCACAUUUGCAAAAUGUCUCUCAAGAUCCAAGAUUAAUGCAGCAGGUACCUAACGCACGUUUGUCACAGUUCACUCAAAAUCCAAGAUCAAUGCAGCAGGUACCUAAAGCACGUUUGCAAAAUGUCUCUCAGGAUCAAAGAUCAAUGCAGCAGGUACCUUACGCACGUUUGCAAAAUGUCUCACAGGAUCAAAGAUCAAUGCAGCAGGUACCUAAUGCACGUUUGCAAAAUGUCUCUCAGGAUCAAAGAUCAAUGCAGCAACUACAUCACACACGUAUGCCACAGUUCUCUCCAGAUCAGAGAAUAAGAGUACCUGACGGUUCAGACGGAUACUACGUCACUAGUUUCCCGAACCAACCACAAAAUCAAAGAAUGCCAAAUCGCAAAUAUAACACUCUCGGGGGGCCUAACUUUCGUCCACGAAACGUAGACCUAGAAGUUCUCGGACAAAAUGACGUAAAAGGGGGGUCAACUUUCUUUUUUUCCAACCUCAUAUAGGUGUAAAAAAACAGGUGUUUUCAUAAGCUGUUAAACAUAUUUCUAUUGUGUGUUAUUUUUGUAUAUUGGGGUUUAUUUAUUGUGAGUUCAGCUGUUGAUUGUAUGAUUUAUGCAUAUGUCAAAAUGUAUGUCUUUUUUUGCAUAUUUUACGUUUUUUAUUUGUGUACAAAGCUUUGUGUAGGUGCUUUGUAAUGAUCCAGUUUACAUUACUCUACAGCAUCCUUGCACUUGUUUUAUGUUGACGUUUUGUACACCUUUUCUUAUUUGUACUAUGUUUGUGCUUUUACUUGAAAAGCAGGUGGUCUUUCCAUGUACAUUGAGUUGAAUGAGGCUCCUUAAAUCCUAACAAUUCCCACCUUUUUUUCAUGUUAGAUUUUGAAACUCAAGGAGCAAUUUGUGGAUUUCUGAGAACUAUUUUAAGAUAAAAUGUUAUAGGUUUUUUAUAUAUUAUAUAUUAACGAGAUAUUGAAAUAACCAAAUAUGUGCAUAUGUUUAUAUUAUACAGUAAACACCCACUUUAUUUGUUAUUGAUUGGGGAUGUAUAGUUGAGUUUGUAUGACCAUUUUUUGUUCGACAGAGUUUUUGCUUUAAGGUUUCUGAGCAUAAAUAUAAUGAAUGUCAAUGACAAUUAUUCAAGAUGCCUUUAUAUACUAAACUGUAAAAAACGGACAUAAGCCAUUUUAUAAGUGACCAUGAAGCUAUUAAAAGUGUUCCAAUGUAUCCACCCUUUAUCCUUUUGUUAUAGCAUUGCCCACAAAUAAUAAACAGAAAGAAUGUGAACAGUA
Molecule: messenger RNA, 8854 nt
Organism: Trematomus bernacchii (emerald rockcod)
Lineage: Eukaryota; Metazoa; Chordata; Actinopteri; Perciformes; Nototheniidae
Product: neuroblast differentiation-associated protein AHNAK
Exons: 5
Coding region: 186-8069 (2627 amino acids)
Biological process (GO): regulation of RNA splicing
Cellular component (GO): nucleus; cytoplasm
Source: RefSeq, a predicted model, not a curated record